This is a messenger RNA of Ooceraea biroi (clonal raider ant), 2801 nucleotides long. RefSeq names its product dorsalin-1. Gene Ontology annotation, cellular component: extracellular region. The record is from RefSeq and is a predicted model, not a curated record. Lineage: Eukaryota; Metazoa; Arthropoda; Insecta; Hymenoptera; Formicidae. Gene Ontology annotation, molecular function: growth factor activity; cytokine activity.
UCGACGUUGGCGUCGUCGUCGUUGCACGCGCGCCACGACGCCGACGCCGACCGGUCGAACACACGGUACACCCCUGCAUUACCAUGUUGACGGGAUUUGAUAUUUAUAUCCAAUCCCUGGCAGAAGGAAGCGGUAGAGAGAUUUAUAAUGUGCUGUUGUGUAAUUCUUUGAUAUACAGAGCACGAUUCAUAAAACGUUCUCUGCUUGUUGAGCGUAAAAAUACAGAAAAUAAAUCGAACGUGUGGUGAAUCUAAUGCUUUAAUCCUCCAAUCGAUUUAUGAAAUAUAAUUUACUAACAUAUGAAUAAAAUGAUUUUUUAUAAUAAAUAAUGUCCCUUUAAAGUUUUCAGCACGUAACUGCCCGGCCUAAUAGAAAAUAUUUCGAAAAUAUUUGUUUAACGAUUUCAAUAUAAUAAAUUCUUGACACAUUUAAAAAAUGAAAGCAGCUUGUAUUACGUAACUAGAAUCUGUGUCACGAUUAUAGUUUUCGAAGACCUCCACUUAUACGACCUAAAUUUAGAAAGAUUGUUAACGAUGACACAGCAAAAUUGAUAUCUAUCAUCGUAUAAUUCGCUGCUGGCAUUAUCAGGAGCGACUUCCCUCCAUUAAAGAUACCGACGAGUAUGCAGAGUUGCUCAGUCGAGUGGUAGUCUGCGGUUGAUAAGGGGAUUCCAGGCGGUAACUUCGAACGCCUUCAUUGGCGGCUAUUUGGAGAGAACGGUCCUUCAACCGGAGCACCCACCUCCGAAGGGUCCAGCGUUUGCAGUCCGGAGUAGAACGGCAUCAGUAUCGUUCAAUCGUUCCUUCAAGAACCGGUUUCAAAACGAGUGACGGCUAAAAAAUAGUUGUGUAAAAAAUCUAAAUAGUUAUAAACGAUUUUUACUUUAUCACGAAAAGGGAACAGAAGUCGUGGAGCGAACGUUUCUUCAGCAAUCGUAUUUUCAUCGUCAUAAGUGAUUUAUAUUAUUUAAACUAGACUAAAAUAUAUAUUUAUAUUGCGCGCGUCAACGUAGGUCUAACGUGUGCAAAGUGCGAUAUUCUAACGUUUGAAGAGAAAAUGUAGACGUAUAAACUUUUAUUUUGAUCCAUUAGAAAAAGAGGGAUUGUGAAGGAAACAUUGCGUAAAUUAUUUUUUAAAACGCGAGAACGUCUCAGUUUUCGUACAUUUUCGUUUCAAUUGGACCGGUAUACAUUGAAAAUUAUAUACAUAAUCCACAAAGUGCAAUUAAUAUUCCAUCUUUUUCUUCACCGUUUCUUUGGAAUUUCUUUUCUAAGUCCUAUGGCUAAUCCACCCCCAUUCGAAACACGUCGGGGGUUUACUAUGCGAGCCCCAUGGUACUGGUUGCUGCUGAUCCUGGGCACAUUUUGCAUGUGUUGUUUAUGGAAGACCGGAUCGAUUAGUCGCUGGAGGUCCAGCAUGCGCGCCGAAGCGUUGAUCCACUUUGAUCUAUCGAUCCCGUCGUCGUCCUCGUCGAUGAUAUCGCAUCAUCCUCCUUUUGAUAGAAUCGACACGAGGUCAUCGCGCGAUGUCGCCCGAAGAAAGCAUCGGGGAACCUUGUCGAGGUACAUGCUGCAGCUGUACCAUCGGCGUCCGGACGCCGACGUCGUCCGCGCGAUCCAACCGGUGCACACUUCUGGUCCACUCUGCGACGGUGGCAGAAUUCUGGAAUUCGCGAUUCCGUCCGUGGACGUCGACGAGACGCUAGAAGCCGCGGAGUUACUCGGAGUCGCUGGCGCGAUAAUGAGGGUGCGAUCAUUAACCGAUCAGUCAACGAGAAACGCAAGCGAGGAGAUCCUGAGAUCGAGGAGAGACGAUGCUUGGCGAGCCUUCGACGUCACCUCCGCGGUCGCCGGCAGGAGCAAUGGCAUCGUGAAGCUUUACGUUCACGGUAGACUAACGUAUCGUCCUUACGGCGACAGUCCGAUCCUCCUGUUGAACUACAGUAAAACCAGAAGGGCCGAGCGUCGUCGUCGGUCCGCGGACGACCAAGAGGAUACCGAACGUUGGGAAGAGAGUAUGCCUCGUAGACGACGCCGGAACAGUUGCCGUCGACGUCCCAUGUACGUCGACUUCGCCCUGAUCGCCUAUGAUGAGUGGGUGGUCGCACCACCGGGAUACGAGGCCUAUCAGUGCUCCGGCAAGUGCUUCUUCCCUUUCGGCGAUCAUCUCAGUCCGACCAAGCACGCGAUAGUGCAGACGCUGGUGCACGGCGCCCUUCAAGCCAGCGAGGAGCUCGGCGGCAGCAAGUUCGUCGGUAGGGCUUGCUGCGUGCCCACCAGACUGGCGCCUACGAGUCUGCUCUACCUGGACGCCAGUGGCACUUUGACCUACGAGUACGGUUACGACGACAUGGUCGUUUCCGAAUGUGGUUGCCGCUGAUCGAGUUGUGUUGCGUUGAAUGUGAGCUUUUUGUAUUUUAUUGUAACAACCUGGGCGCUUAUAUCUGUAUCUUGAUCACGCGCAAAUCAGUACAGUCUCAAAAAAUUACAAAACAUGCAAAAUAUAGACGCAGUUGAACCUCGACGUAAUGAGCGUUAGAGAGGAAAAGCCAAAUUUAUUAUUUUCCUCAUAAAUUAUAUCUUGAAUUCUUCUCUCAAAUAGGUUCUAUGUAUAAAAUAUGAUCUUUUUUUUUUAAUAUAAAGAAUUGUAACGAUUAUCAUAUAACUUUUAUCUAAUAUCAUUAUUGAAAUGGGUCAAACUGAAGAAUUUUCAGAAAUUCCAUAUCCUUGUUCUAAAAUUCUGAUAUUGUCUUUGAUACGAGCGACUUUGAUUAAUUUUCGAUAUUAUAUCGAGGUCCAAAU